Molecule: messenger RNA, 801 nt
Organism: Carassius auratus (goldfish)
Lineage: Eukaryota; Metazoa; Chordata; Actinopteri; Cypriniformes; Cyprinidae
Product: histone H1-like
Exons: 1
Coding region: 16-654 (212 amino acids)
Biological process (GO): nucleosome assembly
Cellular component (GO): nucleosome
Molecular function (GO): structural constituent of chromatin; DNA binding
Source: RefSeq, a predicted model, not a curated record
AACCCGCUCUGAAAAAUGGCAGAAACCGCUCCAGCCCCGGCCGCUGCCGCCCCGCCGGCCAAAGCGCCCAAGAAGAAGUCCGCCUCCAAAGCCAAGAAAGCAGGUCCAGGCGUCGGUGAGCUGAUCCUCAAAGCCGUGUCCGCGUCCAAGGAGAGGAGCGGCGUGUCGCUCGCCGCCCUCAAGAAAGCUCUCGCCGCCAGCGGCUACGACGUGGAGAAGAACAACUCCCGCGUCAAGCUCGCCAUCAAGAGCCUGGUGACUAAAGGCGCCCUGCUUCAGGUCAAAGGGACCGGUGCCUCGGGAUCCUUCAAGAUAAGCAAGAAGCAAACCGAGACCAAGAAGAAACCGGCGAAGAAGGCGGCUCCUAAAGCGAAGAAGCCCGCGGCCAAGAAACCCGCUGCUGCCAAGAAGCCCAAGAGCGCAGCUGCAAAGAAGCCCGCCGCUAAGAAAUCGCCCAAGAAGGCCAAGAAACCCGCCGCUGCAGCCGCCAAGAAGGCGACGAAGAGCCCCAAGAAGGCGAAGAAGCCGGCAGCGCCCAAGAAAGCAGCCAAGAGCCCCAAAAAAGCCAAGGCUGCCAAACCCAAGGCAGCAAAACCAAAAGCUGCCAAACCUAAAGCUGCAAAGCCCAAAAAGGCAGCCCCCAAGAAGAAAUAAAUAGCUUAUCUUUUAUUCCCCAACGGCUCUUUUCAGAGCCACCCACUAACUCUGAAGAAGGAGCAAAAGAUCCGUAUGUUGACUGUUGUAGAAGUAAAUUACUGUAAGACUAUCUGAGUUCACCUCGACUCGGUAAUUACAUGUUAU